Messenger RNA from Yamadazyma jaroonii, 885 nucleotides. NCBI's taxonomy places the organism in Eukaryota, Fungi, Ascomycota, Pichiomycetes, Serinales, Debaryomycetaceae. The record is from the annotation of a GenBank genome assembly.
AUGAAUUCUGAUAAUGGUAAUAUGAACAACCUAGAGAAUAUUCAGAAUAUCAAUCGAUCUGAUGGGACGGAACCGUCUCAAAAUCAUAUUGAUGGUAUAAAUAGUAAUCAGAGGAAGAAUGAAGGUAAUAAUAGCAAUGGUAACUUAAAUAAUAAAGACCUACAGUAUCCUGUUUUCCAAAAUAUUGAACCCAAUACUAGUUAUACGAGGACAAGAAUAAGUGAAGAAGAUGAACGAUUCUUCAAAUUGGCUAAAGAAGCUUUAGUUCACACAGCUAAUGUAACACAAAAAAAUGUUGAUCCCACAUUAAAUGAUUUAUUCAAAAGAUUACAAUAUGUUUCUUCACCUCAUGGGAACCCUAUAAAAAGUGGAGAGAAUAUUAAAGUUAAUGAUAAUGGUCAGUUAAUGAUUCAUGAAUUCUAUGAUAAUUUCCCUAAUUUUAAUAAUAAUGUCUUUGAAAGAUCAAAUGGAUUAAUAGGAGAGAAUCCUUUAAAGAAUUUAGGUAUAGCUCCUCAACCUAAUGAUAGUUCAAACAAGAUCCCUGAAAACAUUUCAAACUUCCCUAAUGUAAAUAAUCUUCCGAAUAAUCUUCAAAAUCCAAAUCUUAAUGAUUUACCAAAUUUUAAUAGACCUAUGCAAUUAGAUUUUAAUAAGAAUGAAGAAGAAAGAAAAUAUGAAUGUCUCAAAUGUUCGAUGAAUUUCAAAAGAUCAAGUGAUUUGAAACGUCAUGAAAAGCAACAUUUAUCGAUUCCUCCAAAUAUUUGUGAAUUCUGUGGUAAAGGAUUUGCUAGGAAAGAUGCAUUGAAAAGACAUGUUGGAACAGCUACUUGUAAAAGGAAUGCUGAAAAAAAGUUAUACAUUGAUAAUUUAGAAUUUUUAAAAUAA